CUCACGGUUCAAUUCUACCGCCAAACUCAGAAGCACUUUUCCCGGCGGAUUCUAAUCCAAAGCCGCUGCUUCUUUCCCUAUUGUUUUCGAAUUGGAUUCACUUGCGCUGAUUUCUCUCGGUAGCUCCGAUCGGUUAUGCUCUCGAUCGUCUGAUUUUGAAUUCGGAUUCCCUUAGGGUUUGAUCGGAAAUCCGAACUCCUACGAUGCUGUCGAAUCACUUGCAGAAUGGAAUCGACGCGCCGAAGCUGGCGUGGUCUCGCCUCCCGACCUCGGACGACUCCGAGAACGACGUCGUCGGGCUGCGGAAGAAAGCCGACGAAGGCGCCGGCGUCGAGAGCCUUGACUACGAAGUCGUCGAGAACUACGCGUACUGGGAAGAGCAGGCGCAGAGAGGGAAGCUCUACGUCGGUUACUAUGUGGCUGUGAAGUGGUUCUUUGCUUUGCUCAUCGGAAUCGGCACUGGAUUGGCUGCUGUGUUCAUCAAUAUUUCCGUUGAGAAUUUUGCCGGCUGGAAAUUUGCAUUGACAUUUGCUAUAAUACAAAAAUCGUAUCUGGCCGGUUUCGUGGUGUACAUACUAAUCAACUUAGUUUUGGUCUUUUCUUCUGUAUAUAUCAUUACGCAAUUCGCACCGGCUGCAGCUGGGUCCGGUAUUCCCGAAAUCAAGGGAUAUUUAAAUGGGGUCGACAUACAUGGUGUCCUACUUUUCAGAACAUUGAUCGGAAAGAUAUUUGGGAGCAUUGGUUCAGUUGGAGGAGGUCUAGCUUUAGGCAAAGAAGGUCCUCUUGUUCACACUGGUGCUUGUAUUGCUUCUUUGCUUGGACAGGGUGGAUCUACAAAAUACCAUCUCAGAUAUAGGUGGCUACAAAUUUUUAAUAGUGACCGAGAUCGCCGUGAUCUUGUAACCUGUGGAUGUGCAGCUGGAGUUUCCGCUGCUUUCAGAGCUCCUGUAGGCGGUGUACUAUUUGCAUUGGAGGAAGUCACAUCCUGGUGGAGGAGUCAACUUAUGUGGCGUGUGUUUUUCACAUCUGCUAUAGUGGCUGUUGUGGUGCGUACUGCAAUGGGAUGGUGCAAGAGUGGAAAAUGCGGACAUUUUGGCUCAGGCGGCUUCAUAAUAUGGGACAUAUCUGAUGGCCAAGAAGACUAUUCCUUUGAGGAGUUCUUGCCAAUGGCGGUUAUUGGGGUCAUUGGAGGUUUACUGGGGGCCUUGUUUAACCAGCUCACGUAUUACAUCGCCUACUGGCGCCGGAAUUAUUUGCACAAGAAAGGGAAUCGAGUCAAGAUAAUUGAAGCAUGUCUCAUCUCUCUGAUAACGUCAAUUAUUUCCUUUGGUUUACCACUUUUAAGAAAAUGUAGUCAGUGCCCAGAAGCAGAUCCAGAUUCUGGUAUUGAAUGCCCGCGGCCUCCAGGAACGUAUGGAAAUUAUGUUAAUUUUUUUUGCAGUAAGGACAACGAAUACAAUGAUCUUGCAACUAUUUUCUUCAAUACUCAGGAUGAUGCGAUCAGGAAUUUGUUUAGUGCAAAAACAAUUCACGAGUACAGUGCCCAAAGUUUAUUGACCUUCUUGGUUAUGUUUUAUACAUUAGCAGUAGUUACAUUUGGUACCGCUGUUCCAGCUGGUCAGUUUGUUCCUGGAAUAAUGAUAGGAUCAACAUAUGGACGUCUUGUAGGCAUGUUUGUUGUUAACUUCUACAAGAAGCUCAACAUUGAAGAGGGGACGUAUGCACUACUUGGAGCAGCUUCCUUUCUUGGAGGUUCAAUGCGAAUCACAGUGUCUCUAUGUGUCAUUAUGGUUGAAAUCACAAAUAAUUUAAAUUUUUUGCCUCUCAUCAUGCUUGUUCUUCUUAUUUCAAAGGCUGUUGGUGAUAUGUUCAACGAAGGCCUGUAUGAAGAACAGUCACGAUUAAGGAGCAUUCCACAAUUAGAAUCAAAACCGAAAUAUCAAAUGCGGCAGAUGACAGCAAAGGAGGCCUGUGGAAGAAGGGUGAUUUCAUUCCCACGUGUUGUUAAGGUUGCAGAUUUGGUUUCUAUUCUACGGAGCAACAUGCAUAAUGGGUUCCCUGUGAUUGAUCAUUCUAGAAAUGGAGAAACACUUGUCAUCGGGCUAAUGCUUCGUAGUCACUUGUUGGUACUUCUGCAGUUGAAGGUAGAUUUCCAGCAUAGCCCUUUGCCAUGUGGAUCUAGGUCUAUCAGGCACACUUUGAGCGAGUUUGUCAAACCUGCUUCCAGUAAAGGGUUAUCAAUACAUGAUAUACAUCUUACCUCAGACGACUUGGAAAUGUACAUAGAUCUUGCCCCCUUUUUAAACCCAUCUCCUUACCUCGUCCCUGAGGAUAUGUCUUUGACAAAGGUAUAUAAUCUUUUCCGUCAAUUAGGUCUGAGACAUAUAUUUGUUGUUCCGCGGCCAUCUCGUGUGAUUGGUCUGAUUACCAGAAAGGAUUUAUUGAUUGAGGAAAAUGAGGAUCCGGCGUCAAUGGAACUACAAUCGACUAGUGUAAGAGCACAACAUUGUGAAAAGAGAAAGGUCAAGUGGAUUGGAGAUGCGGAGCGCCCGCUACUCACUAGUCUUCUAUCAUGACACCUAUCUAACUGACUUGCUGUGGAAGACUCGAUUAUUUACUUCCCCAUCUCUGCCUCAAAAGGCCUAGGUUUUAGUGUUUUACUGCUUUCUUUAUAAAUUUUACAGUAGUUAUUUUUGAGAAAAUUAGUUAGGAUUAGAGUCGUUUGAUUAAUUGUUUCCCCUUUGAGGGAUUAAGAACCACACCCAUCUGAGUUUUGUAACAUGAACUGGAACAAUAAUAGUAGAUGGCAGAUUGCUGCGACUUGUAAAAGUUACAGAUCACAAACAGGGAAUGAUGCAGUUCAAUGUACUAUUUGGUUCAGCAAAACCUCCGACCAUAGUGCAU
This is a messenger RNA of Argentina anserina (silverweed cinquefoil), 2904 nucleotides long. RefSeq names its product chloride channel protein CLC-d. The record is from RefSeq and is a predicted model, not a curated record. Gene Ontology annotation, molecular function: voltage-gated chloride channel activity. Gene Ontology annotation, biological process: chloride transport; transmembrane transport. Gene Ontology annotation, cellular component: intracellular membrane-bounded organelle; membrane. The transcript is spliced from 23 exons. Bases 204 to 2576 code for a protein of 790 amino acids. Lineage: Eukaryota; Viridiplantae; Streptophyta; Magnoliopsida; Rosales; Rosaceae.